Paramecium octaurelia is the source of this 921-nucleotide messenger RNA. The record is from the annotation of a GenBank genome assembly. NCBI's taxonomy places the organism in Eukaryota, Ciliophora, Oligohymenophorea, Peniculida, Parameciidae.
AUGAUAUUAAAUACACUCUUAUAUGCUACAUAAUAUGUGAUGAGCAAAUAUAUCUAUAGAAUAUAGAAACAGAGUAAUAGAUUAAUAUAAGUAAGAAUUAUCGACAAAUGAUAAAUAAUUGGCUAAGGCAUUCCGAUAUUAGAGAAGGAAAAUAAAAAUUAUUAUUAUGGGGUUCCCAACUUUAUUGUGCUUUGCUCAGAAUUAUUAUAAUUUGUGUUUGAGUUACACAUAGUCAGAAAAAUUGAAUAUUUUUGAGUGCUUAAAAAAAUUUGACACUGAAAAAAUAGGUAUGGGAAUAUUGACAUCCUUUUAUAUGACUUUAUUAUUAUACAUCGGCCCAGUAUAUUAAGAAUUUUGGGUAGCAAACAUAAAUUAUUUUUAGAAUGGGAAUUUGAGGGAGAAAUUUAGUAAAAUUAGGUUCAACAAAUUUAGAUGGGAUUACUUUACGAAGAUCGUUAUUGUAUUAGUUCUUUAUAUUUUAAAAGACUCCAUUAAUUGAUGAAAUUAUAUUUAGAGAACUAGUGAAUAAUGCUAUAAAUGUUAGAUAUUAAAAUAACAUUCAGUUUAUCAUUUAUUCAACAUUGUUAUAUAGUUUAAGUAAAUGAGAAUAUUAUCUAUUAGCAAAGGCAUUGUCUUAUCAUUUAAAAUACGGGUAGCUUUCACGUUAUGAAUUCCUAAAAACAUUUGUAUUGGGACUAUACUUGUCCUUUGUCUUGGUGUAAACAAAAACAAUAGUGACAGUAAUAAUCAAUCAUGGACUUAUGAAUUUUAUGGGAAGACCGAACUUCAAGGAUUUAGUUAAAGGGAAUUAUAGCAAUGAAUAAAGAUAAAGUAUAAAAGAAUUCACUAUUUUAAGAGAUGAUACGCUUUUAUGUCCUAGGUUUCGUAGCUUUUCUAAUUUUUUGUGUUUUAGUUUUGUGA